Trichoderma aggressivum f. europaeum is the source of this 1629-nucleotide messenger RNA. RefSeq lists its product as uncharacterized. Bases 1 to 1629 code for a protein of 542 amino acids. Gene Ontology annotation, cellular component: membrane. The record is from RefSeq and is a predicted model, not a curated record. The transcript is spliced from 4 exons. Gene Ontology annotation, biological process: transmembrane transport; carbohydrate transport. Gene Ontology annotation, molecular function: carbohydrate:proton symporter activity. Lineage: Eukaryota; Fungi; Ascomycota; Sordariomycetes; Hypocreales; Hypocreaceae.
AUGGGCGAAAAGGACGACAUCCACACCCAUGAGGAGCUCGACCAUGGAGAACUCCAGACCAAGGUCGUGACCGGGCACACGGCCUUUCAGGAGGCCAUGAUGAAGGAGCCGCCGAGGGCCUGGACCACGGCUCAGCUGCUCAUCUACUCCUUCUCCAUCGUUGCCUUUUUCUGCAGCACCAUGAACGGCUACGAUGGUUCGCUCAUCAACAACCUGCUGCAGAACCCCUGGUUCCAGGAAAGGUACACCUCGGGAAACGACGGCAUCUGGGCCGGCAUUGUCUCGUCCAUGUACCAGAUUGGUGGUGUCGUCGCGCUUCCCUUUGUCGGCCCGGCCAUUGACGGAUUCGGCCGUCGUGUGGGCAUGCUCCUGGGUGCCAGCUUCAUCGUCAUUGGCACCAUUGUCCAGGGCGUGUCCAACUCCCAGGGCCAGUUCAUGGGAGGCCGAUUCUUGCUCGGUUUCGGCGUCUCCAUUGCUGCGGCGGCUGGCCCCAUGUACGUCGUCGAGAUUAACCACCCUGCCUACCGUGGACGUGUUGGAGCCAUGUACAACACCCUGUGGUUCUCUGGCGCCAUCAUCUCGGCCGGUGCUGCCCGAGGCGGCCUCAACGUCGGCGGUGACUACUCGUGGCGACUCAUCACCUGGCUCCAGGCCCUCUUCGCCGGCCUCAUCUGCAUCUUCGCCAUGUUCCUCCCCGAGUCCCCCCGAUGGCUCUACGUGCACAACAAGAAGGAGCAGGCCAAGGCCGUGCUCACCAAGUAUCACGGCAACGGCAACCCCGACUCUCCCUGGGUCCAGCUGCAGCUCUUUGAGUACGAGCAGCUCCUCAACAUGGACGGUGCCGACAAGCGCUGGUGGGAUUACCGGGCGCUGUUCCGCAGCCGCUCUGCCGUCUACCGUCUCCUCUGCAACAUCACCAUCACCGUCUUUGGCCAGUGGGCCGGCAACGCCGUGCUGUCCUACUUCCUCGGCUCCGUCCUCGACACCGCCGGCUACACUGGAUCCAUCCAGCAGGCCAACAUUACCCUCAUCAACAACUGCCAGCAGUUUGCCUGGGCCAUCCUGGGUGCGUUUUUGGUCGACCGCGUGGGUCGCCGCCCCCUGCUGCUCUUCUCUUUUGCCGCCUGCGUCGUCGUCUGGCUGGGCAUGACCAUUGCCUCUGCGCGGUUUGCGGCUUCUCAAACCGGCGUCGACGCCGACGGUAACCCCAUCUACAACAACCCUGCGGCAUCCAAGGCCGCCUUGGCCAUGAUCUUCAUCUUUGGCGCCGUCUACUCGGUCGGAAUCACCCCCCUGCAGGCCCUGUACCCCGUCGAGGUGCUCUCCUUUGAGCAGCGUGCCAAGGGCAUGGCCUUUUCCAGCUUUGCCACCAACGCCGCCGGUCUCCUGAACCAGUUUGCCUGGCCCGUGUCCAUGAAGAAGAUUGGCUGGCACACGUACAUCAUCUACACCAUCUGGGAUCUUGUCCAGGUGACUGUUGUCUACUUUUUCAUCCCCGAGACCAAGGGACGCACCUUGGAAGAGCUUGACGAAAUCUUCGAGGCCAAGAACCCGGUCAAGGCGUCGACCGCCAAGAAGUCCGUUGCCGUGGACAGCCACGGUGGCAUCGUUAAUAUCGAGAAGGCAUAA